Molecule: messenger RNA, 4111 nt
Organism: Porites evermanni
Lineage: Eukaryota; Metazoa; Cnidaria; Anthozoa; Scleractinia; Poritidae
Source: the annotation of a GenBank genome assembly
CUGCGGAAUUCUACUAAUCACAAGGAAAAGAAUCUGAGAUCGAAAUAAUCUUGUUGGAUGGUUGAAGACGCCAAGGGUGUUUCCUGUGAAACGUGGCGAGCAAUAAAACAAGUACUCCCUGAUGAUAAAAAAUCGACUGUUUUUUUUUUUCCAUUUUUAAAAAUGGGAAGUGGCACACUAAAAAUCUUUCUGUCGCCAGACCAUAAACCAGUACUUUGUGUCAACUGGGAAAGAAUUGGCAAAACCAUUUCAACACAUUUUGACUGUUUCUACUUCCAGCACCCGUCCUUUUAAAUUCCACCUCAAUGUUACAGUGAACUUUGUCCGUAAUGCCCUCAGAUCUUUAAAAAACCAAAGCUGUUGGACUUGAUAAGCGAAGUGCCCGCUUGUUGAAGGACGCUUCUGACGCCAAGUCACUGCAUUAUUUAAAGCUGGAUAUAAGUCAUUGAAAGACAAUCAUCAACCAAUAUCAAUCUUACCAACCAUAGGCAAGAUCAAAGAGAGAUCAGCACAUAUUCAGUCAAGUUGGAAGAAAACAGACUAUUGUCAGAAUCACUGAUUGGCUUCCAACUGAAGCGUUCAACUUCACUGCCUUAAUCGCCUUCACAGAUCAAUCCCCAGAAACUAUGGACAAAGGAUGCUUGACGGGAGCAGUGUUCCUAGACCUUCCCAAAGCGUUUGACACCGUUGAUUAUCUGCUCCCCAUCAAAAAGCUCAACUCUCUAGGAGUGGCAGGGAAAAGUCUGGAAUGGCGCCGCUCAUAUCUCUCUGGCCGAGUUCAACAAACGAUGUGUGAUAAUGUAUUGUCUCCCCCAGCAAAAAUCACCAUGGGAGUACCGCAGGGCAGAAUACUGAGACCAUUGUUAUUUUAAGUGUAUAAUAGCAUUCAAUCUGUACUGCAAAACGCAAAGAUGACCAUGUUUGCUGAUGACAAGGCAUUAUAUUGUCAUGAGGACUCGCCAACUAAUUUGCAAUCAAAGCUCAAUCCGGACUUAUCAGCAAUUACAUCUUGGUUAAGUCGAAGUUUACGAUCACUAGAGGCCGUAACAAACUGAGUCAAUUUAAUGACAUAGCUCUUGUGGUUAAUAUCAACCAACCAGUCAAUCAAUCAAUCCAUGAGUUAAUCAAUCCUUUAUUUGAUAACGCAGGUUAGUCUACAUAUGAGGGCAGCCAAAGGCUGAUGUGGACCUGCCAGAAAAUAAAGUCAUCUAACUAACAGAUAAAAAACUAAAAUAAAUAAAUAAUGAUCAUCAACUGCACAACGUUACCAAAACAGAAAAUAAAGUCAUCUAACUAACAGAUUAAAAACUAAAAUAAAUAAAUAAUGAUCAUCAACUGCACAACGUUACCAAAUUCAAGUAUCUGGGAAUUUCUGGGAAUUGUUAGGAAUCUUAAACUCUUUUUACCUUGGAAUUACUCAGAAUUUCUGGGAAUUGAUAGGAAUCUUCGACAUUUUUUACCUAGGAAUUUCUGGAAAUUAUUAGAAAUCUUAGACCCUUUUUACCUUGGAAUUUCUGGGAAUUCCUGGGAAUUGUUGGGAAUCUUAGACCUUUGUAACCGUGGAAUUUCUGGGAAUUUCUGGAAAUUGAUCGGAAUCUUAGACUCUUUUUACCUUAAAAUUUUUGGGAAUAUCUGGGAAUCUUACACCCAUUUUUCUUGGAAUUUCUGGGAAUUUCUGGGAAUUCCUGGAAAUUGUUAGGAAUCUUAGACCCUUUUUACCUUGGAAUUUCUGGGAAUUCCCGGGAAUUGAUAGGAAUCGUAGCCUAUUUUUAUCUUGGAAUUUCUGGGAAUUUCUGGUAAUUAAUAGAAAUCUUAGACCCUUUUUACCUUGCAAUUUCUGGGAAUUAUUAGGAAUCUUAGACUCUUUUUACCUUGGAAUUUUUGGGAAUUUCUGGGAAUUGUUAGGAAUCUUAGACUCUUUUUACCUUGGAAUUUUUGGGAAUUUCUGGGAAUUGUUAGAAAUCUUAGACCCUUUUUACCCUGGAAUUUUUGGGAAUUUCUGGGAAUUGAUAGGAAUCUUAGACCCUUUUAACCUUGGAAAUUCUGGGAAUUUCUGGGAAUUGUUAGGAAUCUUAGACCCUUUUUACAUUGGAAUUUUUGGAAAUUUUUGGGAAUUGUUGGGAAUCUUAGACUCUUUUUACCCUGGAAUUUCUGGGAAUUAUUAGGAAUCGUAGACUGUUUUAAUCUUGCAAUUUCUGGGAAUUGUUAGGAAUCUUAGACCCUUUUUAACUUGGAAUUUUUGGGAAUCUCUGGGAAUUGAUAGGAAUCGUAGAGUCUUUUAACCUUGGAAUUUCUGGGAAUUGAUAGGAAUUGAUAGGAAUCGUAGACCCUUUUAACUUUGGAAUUUCUAGGAAUUUCUGGGAAUUGUUUAAUAGGAAUCUUAAACUCUUUUUACCUUGAAAUUUCUGAGAAUUUCUGGGAAUUGAUAGGAAUCGUAGACUCUUUUAAGCUUGCAAUUUCUGGGAAUUGUUAGGAAUCUUAGACCCUUUUUAACUUGGCAUUUUUGGGAAUUUCUGGGAAUUGAUAGGAAUCGUAGACCCUUUUAACCUUGGAAUUUCUGGGAAUUUCUGGGAAUUGAUAGGAAUCGUAGACCCUUUUAACGUUGGAAUUUCUAGGAAUUUCUGGGAAUUGUUAGGAAUCUUAGACCCUUUUUAACUUGGAAUUUCUGGGAAUUUCUGGGAAUUGAUAGGAAUCGUAGACCCUUUUAACGUUGGAAUUUCUAGGAAUUUCUGGGAAUUGUUAGGAAUCUUAGACCCUUUUUAACUUGGAAUUUCUGGGAAUUUCUGGGAAUUGAUAGGAAUCGUAGACCCUUUUAACCUAGGAAUUUCUGGGAAUUGUUAGGAAUCUUAGACCCUUUUUACCUUGGAAUUUUUGGGAAUUUCUGGGAAUUGAUAGGAAUCGUAGACCCUUUUAACCUUGGAAUUUCUGGGAAUUUCUGGGAAUUGUUAGGAAUCUUAGACCCUUUUUAACUUGGAAUUUCUGGGAAUUUCUGGGAAUUGAUAGGAAUCGUAGACCCUUUUAACCUUGGAAUUUCUGGGAAUUUCUGGGAAUUGUUAGGAAUCUUAGACCCUUUUUAACUUGGAAUUUCUGGGAAUUUCUGGGAAUUGAUAGGAAUCGUAGACCCUUUUAACCUUGGAAUUUCUGGGAAUUUCUGGGAAUUGUUAGGAAUCUUAGACCCUUUUUAACUUGGAAUUUCUGGGAAUUUCUGGGAAUUGAUAGGAAUCGUAGACCCUUUUAACCUUGGAAUUUCUGGGAAUUUCUGGGAAUUGUUAGGAAUCUUAGACCCUUUUUAACUUGGAAUUUCUGGGAAUUUCUGGGAAUUGAUAGGAAUCGUAGACCCUUUUAACCUUGGAAUUUCUGGGAAUUUCUGGGAAUUGUUAGGAAUCUUAGACCCUUUUUAACUUGGAAUUUCUGGGAAUUUCUGGGAAUUGUUAGGAAUCUUAAACUCUUUUUACCUUGGAAUUACUGAGAAUUUCUGGGAAUUGAUAGGAAUCGUAGACUCUUUUAACCUUGCAAUUUCUGGGAUUUGCUAUGGAUCUUAGACCCUUUUUACCUUGGAAUUUUUGGGAAUUUCUGGGAAUUGAUAGGAAUCGUAGACCCUUUUAACCUUGGAAUUUCUGGGAAUUCCUGGGAAUUGAUAGGAAUCGUAGACCCUUUUAACCUUGGAAUUUCUGGGAAUUUCUGGGAAUUGAUAGGAAUCGUAGACCCUUUUAACUUUGGAAUUUCUGGGAAUUUCUGGGAAUUGUUAGGAAUCUUAGACCUUUUUUACCUUGAAAUUUUUGGGAAUUUCUGGGAAUUGUUAAGAAUCUUAGACGCUUUUUACCUUGGAAAUUCUGGGAAUUUCGGGGAAUUGACAGAAAUCUUAGACCCUUUCAACCUUGGAAUUUCUGAGAAUGUAUGGGAAUUGUUUGAAAUCUCAGACACGUUUUACAUUAGAAUUUUUGGGAAUUUUGGGGGAUUGUUAGGAAUCUUAGACUCUUUUUACUUUGGAAUUUCUUGGAAUUUCUGGGACUUAAGGAAUCUUAGACCAUUUUUACCUUGGAAUUUCUGGGAAUUGUUAGGAAUUUUAGCCCUUUCCUAGAAUUUCUGGGAAUCAAUAAGUAUCUUACAC